CUCCUCUCUGCCGUCGUCAACCUCUUGCCUUGGUGGGACGCCGACGUGCACCUGCUCAAGAUGGACGCCGGCGGCACCGACGUCGAGUUCUGCCGGGGGGGCGAGGACAUGCCCAGCUGUGACGCCGCCGCCAGCUGCUUCUCGUGGUUGGACUCCGAGGAGCAGAGCGACUUGUUCGGCCCGGGCGCCGCCACCGCCGCCGUCGCCGCGGCCAUCACCCCCGUGUCCUCGGACACCGACGAGGACGCCAUCGCCGCCCUCCUGUCCUGCCUGGAGACCGCGGAGGAGCGGGCCAUGCCCAGCCCUGACGCCACCGACUUCCUCUCGUGGUUGGACUCCGAGGAGGAGAGCGACUUGCUCGGCCCCAGCGCUACGACCGCCGCCGCCACCACGACCCCCUUGUCCUCGGACACCGACGAGGACGCCGACGACAGCGGCUUCAGCAGCGGUCACUCGCGAUCGCACAGCGAGAGCAGCGACGGCGCCGCGGCGGACCCGGUGGACCCGUGGAACGUCCGCACCGUGUACCCGUCGACGACCUGCGCCGCCCUGUCGCCUUGGGCGAAUUUCAACAUCUGGUCGCCCUCAACAGAGGACGAUGAACUAGUGAAAAUGGCUUCAUCUGUGCGGUGGAGUUCUUCAAAAAGCAGCAGCACGUCCUCCGAUGAUGCAGAGUGGGGGAUUUUCGAUUCUUGGGAGCCCAUGCCCAAUGAGGAGGAAGCGGAAGUUCUAAGGCAGUUGCAAAUUCAAGAGGAGGCUAUCAUUCAUGCGCGGGCAGCACUGAAGAGGGAAGAGAAGAAGAACAGAUACUUCCAGAAGGUUCGUUCUUUUAAAAUUCGUAAAUGAGAAUGUAUUUAUUGUUAUCU
This is a messenger RNA of Frankliniella occidentalis (western flower thrips), 866 nucleotides long. RefSeq lists its product as uncharacterized. The record is from RefSeq and is a predicted model, not a curated record. Lineage: Eukaryota; Metazoa; Arthropoda; Insecta; Thysanoptera; Thripidae. The coding region runs from base 61 to 846 and encodes 261 amino acids. The transcript is spliced from 4 exons.